Lepus europaeus (European hare) is the source of this 1253-nucleotide messenger RNA. RefSeq names its product PDGFA associated protein 1 (gene PDAP1). Bases 66 to 608 code for a protein of 180 amino acids. Gene Ontology annotation, cellular component: cytosol. The record is from RefSeq and is a predicted model, not a curated record. Gene Ontology annotation, molecular function: RNA binding. NCBI's taxonomy places the organism in Eukaryota, Metazoa, Chordata, Mammalia, Lagomorpha, Leporidae. The transcript has 6 exons.
UUCCGGUUCCGGUGUCAGUUCGAGGCGCCGCCGCCGCCGCCGCCGCUGCCGCCGCCGGAGCCGCGAUGCCUAAAGGCAGGAAGGGAGGCCACAAAGGCCGGGCAAGGCAGUACACGAGCCCCGAGGAGAUCGACGCGCAGCUGCAGGCGGAGAAGCAGAAGGCUAGGGAAGAAGAGGAGCAAGAAGAAGGUGGCGAUGGGGCUGCAGGUGACCCCAAAAAGGAAAAGAAAUCACUAGACUCCGACGAGAGCGAGGAUGAAGAUGACGACUACCAGCAAAAGCGCAAAGGUGUGGAAGGGCUCAUUGACAUCGAGAACCCCAACCGGGUGGCACAGACAACCAAAAAGGUCACACAACUGGAUCUGGACGGGCCAAAAGAACUUUCAAGGAGAGAACGAGAAGAAAUUGAGAAGCAGAAAGCAAAAGAGCGUUACAUGAAAAUGCAUCUCGCUGGGAAGACAGAGCAAGCCAAGGCUGACCUCGCCCGGCUGGCAAUUAUCCGGAAACAGAGGGAGGAGGCAGCGAGGAAGAAAGAGGAGGAGAGGAAAGCAAAGGACGAUGCAACCUUGUCAGGAAAACGAAUGCAGUCGCUGUCCCUGAACAAGUAAGCGCGGCCUGUGGGAGGACGUGCUGGGGAGACGGCCGCGCCGCCGGGACCGCUCCCUCUCGCCUGCCCUGUGCCCUGGCACCACUGUAGCAGCCCCCCACGGCCUGGGGCCGCCUCUUCAUCUUGGCACAGAACCCGGCGGGGGUGUGGGGGGAGGGGCAGCUGCGAUCUCUGAGACAGAAAGAUGCAGGACGGCAUCUCCUAUGUAACCAUUGGAAUGUUUUUGCUGUUUUUAGAAACCAGAACCCUUGUUGGGGGGUGCCGGGGAGGUGGGGUAAGAAGAGCUUCCAUUUGUCUGGUAGAUGCACGUUAGUGGGCGGCUGUGCCGGAGGCAGCCGCCGACAGACCCGACAGCCGGCCCUAGUCUGUGUUGCCUGGGUGCUCGCUCAGAGGGGCUGCUGUCCACAAGUCUGGGCCCCUAGGUCCCUGAGGGUCACAGCUUCUCCCUGGCCAGUCCCCUCCGACUGAGGCCUCUUCUCUGCCUUUCCCCGCCCCAUUCCUGCCCUCCUGGCCAAGGUCAGUGCCCGUUUUUAACCCUGCCCAUCAAUCAUUUCAAGGAACCUCUGUGUACUGUGUAGCACCCAGGCAAGACAUGCUCCACAAAUUCAACUUGUAUAUUUGGCAGAUUAAACUUGACAUUAUCGUA